UUCGCAUGUCUCUUGUCCCUCUCCCUAGCUCUAUCUUUCUCUCUCUCUCCCUCUCUUCGGAGCUCGAUCCGUUGCAAGGUUGUACUAGGGUUUAUCGUUCAUUUCCAAACCCUGUCGUUGACUAAAUAAUCCAGUGAAUUGUAGAGUUUCCGGAUCCAAAAACCCUAGAAAUUUUUUUCUAGGGUUUGUUCUUCCGUUUGUUUAUUGCUUAAUUAAUUGGUCUCUGAGCUUUACCUAUUCUACAUCAGCGCUUUGAGUUGUUUUGAAGCCUUCGCAUUCGCUGGUACGAGUUCAAAAUCCGUCUGAGCAGGUUUUGAGGGUGUGAGAUUUGAUUCGGGGUUUCGUUUGAAAUGCAAUGCCGUGCUAGGGUUUGUUUGAAUCUUAUACGAGUCUUGCACUGCUUCGUAUUCUAUGGUCGUGUUUUGUUCUUGCGCGAAAUUCAAGUGUGCGAGAGGAGAUUCAUGGGGUGAAUGGUGCCGCGAUUACUGGUGAAUUCUGGAAAGCAAUGAUAUUAGGGUUUGAAUAUGAGCGAUGGAGGUGAGGAGAGUAGAAGAGAGAGUUCGCGGGAGGCAUCGAAAAGGCCUGGAGCUGAUGAUUUUGGCCGGGCUGUGUCAAAAAUUGCAGUGGCUCAGAUAUGCGAAGGUGUGGGGUUUCAGAGCUUUCGAGAGUCUGCCCUGGAGGGUCUUGCUGAUAUUGCGAUCAGAUACCUCUGUGACUUAGGAAAGACUUCAACUUACUAUGCAAAUUUAGCUGGUAGAACACAGUGCAAUAUAUUUGAUGUUAUUCGAGGGUUGGAAGAUCUGGGGUCGUCACAAGGGUUUUUGGGCGCAUCAGAAGCUAACAGGUGCCUGGUGGGUUCGGGCUCAGUGACCGAGAUCACAGAAUAUGUGGAGUCCGCCGAAGAGGUUCCAUUUGCUCGGCCCAUUCCACAGUUUCCAGUCAUUAGAAAUCGGAGAGCCAUACCAAGUUUUAUACGAAUGGGUGAAACUCCAAUGAGCAAGCAUAUACCAGCUUGGUUGCCAGCUCUCCCUGACCCACACACGUAUAUUCAUACUCCAAUGUGGAAUGAAAGGACAACGGAUCCUCGUGCAGAUAAAAUUGAGCAGGCAAGGCAGAGGAGAAAGGCGGAGAGGUCUUUGUUGAGCUUGCAGCAGCGUUUGGUGCACAAUGGUCCGACAGCAAAUUUGGCCUCUGUGGAACAGGGGGAUGCUGCAAAGGCAUUACAAGUUGCUGAAAGCAACCCAUUUCUUGCUGCAGCACGCUCAGCCUCAGUGGCACCUGCUAACGAUUCCAAGGCACCAUCAAUGGCUGAAGGUAAUCCAUUUCUUGCCUUGCCCCUACAGCCAGAGGAGAAAGAUGUUUCUCCGGUUGUUCUGCCUGUGAAGCUUGCAAAUGAAGCAGUUGUGGAAAACCAUGUUUCUGUGUUCGAGGCAUUUGCUCCAGCCAUUGAAGCAAUGAAGGGUGGGUGUUGCGAUUCAGGAAAUGGCGAUAGAAAGUUUCUUCCAGACAAAAGACCUGGCGUCCAUUUCAAGUUCAGAACUAGCAAGAAAUUCUUGGGCGAAUCUCGGGAUUUAAGCCCUGGGAAAAAAACAGCAUUGAUUGGGCGGAGUGAUGAAAAAGAUGACAAGAAGAGGAGAGCAGAGCUGAUUCUUAGACAAUCAAUGGAGAAGCCGCAGGAACUUGCCCAGUUGUAACUUAAUUCAUUGAUUGGCUUGCUUGAUGGAAAUCCUUGUAGUUCUGUUCAGAAAUUGGUUGUAGCAGUGGACUAUGGGUUGUCUAAAGUUAUGGACAUACUUUUAUUCUGGUAUGGAUUUUAUCAAUAUCCAGCUGGGAGUUCCUCAUAGUCCCUCCAUAUCAAUUUUUGAAGUGAGCUCUAGUUAUCGUCUGCAUGAACUUGUCAUGAGGGCAUGUCAUCUGGAAAGCAAGGGAUACAGGACUACAGCAUGCACGGCAAGGUUACAAAGGAUUUCUUUGUGAGUUAAAGAAGUGCUAUUCGGGACAAAUAUAUUUUACCUUUGCCCUUAGUGUGAAAUGGACGAGACAAUAGAAUGGAAAAAUGAAGUUCUGUAUCACCCUUGUUGUGUGGAACAUUUUUACUAAAAAGCUGGAAUCAUGUUCCCUGUUUCUUGUUGCAAAAUUACAAGAUGCAGGUUUGGGCUGAUGUGCUUUAAGUGGUGAUACAAAAUUACUUCUGGCAGCUUCAUCAUUGUCAGGAUUCAAGGGUUCUAGCUCCUGAAGAAUGGCCAUCAGAAUUUCCAGUUUUGUCAUCCAUGACAAGAAAAAUCAAUGUCGUGAUAGCCGAAAAUCAACUAAAACUGACUUUUCCCUACCCCAUCGAUGAAUGCCAAAAAUGGUAAUGGUUCUUCCAGGAGAGACUUGUAUAUUUUUCAUUAGGAAAAUUAAUUAUGGUCCUACUGAUGCAGUGAGCAACUUAGCUGCAUGCUUGUGCCCAUAUUUUUCCUUUAUUUCUUGAAGACUGUACAUGGUAUGAUUCUACCAGAAGGUUGACAGAAUGCAUAAUUAUAUGAGCAUUUUCAAUCAAAUGUAUUCCCCCCAAAGUAUUAAAACUAUAAAACAGGGACUGACUUGUACCAUUCUUCCGUGCCUCUUGUAAUAACCUGUUGCGGUUAAGCUGAUCUGGAAGCAUAAUAGUGUUUCAUUCCCAAAACCUGUGCGUAGCUGUAGCCGGUAAAAGGCGCAAAUAGAACCUGUGUUAUUCAGGUGUUUGUCAUCCAUUUCGACAUGCUUUAUGCUGUUUGAACUCAAUUUAUUUGUUAAUUUGUUCCCAGUACGAAA
Molecule: messenger RNA, 2796 nt
Organism: Malania oleifera
Lineage: Eukaryota; Viridiplantae; Streptophyta; Magnoliopsida; Santalales; Ximeniaceae
Product: transcription initiation factor TFIID subunit 8
Exons: 2
Coding region: 525-1694 (389 amino acids)
Cellular component (GO): transcription factor TFIID complex
Molecular function (GO): protein heterodimerization activity
Source: RefSeq, a predicted model, not a curated record